This is a messenger RNA of Paramormyrops kingsleyae, 2314 nucleotides long. RefSeq names its product layilin a (gene layna). Lineage: Eukaryota; Metazoa; Chordata; Actinopteri; Osteoglossiformes; Mormyridae. Gene Ontology annotation, cellular component: cytoplasm. The record is from RefSeq and is a predicted model, not a curated record. Gene Ontology annotation, biological process: positive regulation of axonogenesis.
ACGUGCAGUCCCUCCGGAUCAGCAUAUGCUCUGCUUCAGAUGGAUGACGCUGUCUUACGGUCCGAAAUGCCGCCUGCCUCCCCCUCCUCUUUAUCCCCGUCUGAUUGGACAUCCGCAGGCAUGUUAACUUAUAACGGGGCGACACUUCAGUGCUCUGUCCCUCCGCGAUCAUUUCCUUGCUCAGGAAACUGAAUAAUAGUAAGGACGAGACGUCGUGGUACUUCCAGUAUAAAAUAAACAAACACUGCUUAUAUAAACAUCAGUCGGAUGGUCUGCACGGUGGAAAAUAUGAAGAUAUGGAUUUUAUGAGGCUGUUGCGCGCUGUGCUGGUUUUCUGCUGCUGUUCGGCUUCUGCGUCCAAACUGUUCAGUGCGGACUUUUUCGAGCCAAGAGGUCAGAGGAUUUGCCGGCGUGGCACGGAACGGCCCUGCUACAAGAUCGCCUACUUCCAGGACAGCUGGCGCAAGGUGAACUUUGAGCAGGCGAACCAGGCCUGCCACAGCGACGGCGGCGAGCUGCUUAGCAUCGAGUCAGACAGCGAGCAGCGCCUCAUCCAGAGUUUCAUCCAAGAACUGCGGGCCACCGACGGCGACUUCUGGAUCGGCCUCCGCCGGGACCAGAGCUCACAGGAGGCCAGCAGUGACUGCCCGGAGCAGUACCACUGGCUGGAUGGCAGCAAGGCCACCUUCAGGAAUUGGCACUGGGACGAGCCAUCGUGCGGGUAUGAGGUGUGUGUGGUCAUGUACCAUCAGCCCUCAGCUCCACCAGGCCUCGGUGGCCUCUACAUGUUCCAGUGGAACGACGACAACUGUAACACCAAGAACAACUUCAUCUGCAAGUACUCUCGAGAGAAACAGCCUGUUCCCACGGCUAUAGGAAAUUCAACAAACACAGAAUCCCCAGCUGUUUCCCCGAAGCCGAAAUAUACUUCAGUCACAGAGGCCGACAGUGAAAUUAAAAUAAAGCUCCCGACAGACAAUGCCUUAAAUAUCAUGUACAUCGUGCUCCCUACCCUCCCCCUGCUGUUGCUGCUGCUGGUAGCCCUUGGUGUCUUCUGCUUCAAGCUGCUGUCCAGAAAGAGGAAAGAGCAGACCGAAGGAGCUUGCCCCAAGGAGAUGGGAUACUGGGCAGACCGCUGUAACAGCCCCAGCCCGGACGUCUACAACGUCAUCCGCAAGCAGCAAGACGCCGACCUGGCCAGCACACGCCCCGAUAUCAAGAACACCUCCUUCCUGGGCUCCUCGCCAGACACGCCCCCGGGCGACUACGACAACCUGGCGGGCAGGGACACGGAAAGUGGCUUUGUGACGCUGGCCAGCACGGAGAGCGGCUUCGUCACCAACGACAUCUACGAGACGUGCCAGAGUAGGGGCCGCUACUGUCGCGAGGCUGGAUGGGUGGAGAACGAGAUCUACAGCUACUGAGCUGUGGUGAAGGUGCUUGGGGGGGAGAUGACAGCCAUUAGAGAUCCUAGUCCUGACACCCCCCACACAUGACCCAUGUCCCAUGUCCAGCUCCAUACUCCAUCCUUCCAGACAACAGCCCCCCCCCCCGCCGAGUGUAGCAGCUCUCUAUACGUUUGGCUACUCUGGAGCAAGCUACAGGCCGCCCACGCUGCUCCAACUCCUGUGGAGUGGUGGGCUGGAGGGGGUCAGCCCCCCCCCCCGCCGGCCUUCAUCCCCCAGCGAUUUCCUGUGCGGAGGCAGGGGCCAGAAUAUCUGGAGAAACUCGUCGGAGAGCUGAUGUGGCAGGCCGGCGCCGACACUAACAUCUCUCACGAUUCGCUUCUCGCCGCCAAAACACGCCUGUCACGAGCCCCUUGAUACAAUCACCCGGUCGUUUCCCGACAGAGAAGGCAAGCCGAUUGGUCCCGUCGGAUUCCUUUCUGCAUCAAAGAUGUUUCAGAUGGAAAUGGAACUCGCUCUUCAGUAGAAAUGCGCGACUCUGGCCCAAAGUCCGCUUUCCCAUCUCCCAUGACUGUUCCGACACCAGCGGGAGUUGCUUGCUGAAUCGGACCCUUGAUGAAAUAAAUGGUCUUUAAAUUCAGUAAAUUCUGGGCAAACAGGUGUCAGCAGAGCUCCUGCUAGGUUUGCAUGGACUAUUUUUCUGCUUCUUUCUAACGCAUUUGCACAGGUAGGGUCACUGCUGAAAAGCCUCACUGACACAGCCGUAUAGAAAUCGUUUUGCCUGAAUGGUGGCUGCUCUUAAUACAGACUCCUGCACUUUUUACAUAUUGAUAUUGGAAUGUGUUUGCUAUGAUGCAAGUUGUGCAUUUGAGACCUCAAUAAACCAAUGUAUAAAAUCAGAGGGAAAA